CCAGAUCCACCAUGUCCUGCAAUUGCAGCAGACCACCAUAUGGGGCACUCCUUGGACUUGGUUACCACCCUCAGGAGCGAAUUGGCAGCAUCCACGUACAAAAGGGAUCGACUUCUGGGGGAUCUUUCGGAGACAAAGAGCGCCCUGUGCGCCAAGGAGAGUGAAUGUGAAUCCUUAAGGGCUCAAACUGCCAGACAAUCCGCAAUGAUUGGAUCCCUUCAGGCUCGCCUUCAGGCUUCAGAGACAAGGGAGAGGAAUGCCCAGACCCGCAAUGAAACCACCGUGUCCACAUUCCAGCGCGACAAGAGAUGCCUGGAGGAUAAAGUAAAGGAGCUCUGUGCAAAGCUUCGUCGUGUUGAGUGUGACCUCAGUGCUGAGGAGUCACAAAAGGAUCAGAUUAAAGGACAAUUUCAUGAUCUCCUCCGUCGUCUCUGCCUCUGCUUGGGUAUUGAUGUGUGCGACAAUACAAUCCUCUCUCCAGACGUUGUCCUCACGAAAGCUGGUGAGAUUGUAACUGAACUCCAACGCCUCCGGACAAAGGUCACAGCCACUUGUGAAACCCUCACAAAUACCGAAUCUGAGCUUCUUGCUGUUAAAAAUACCACCACCUCUGAGAGGCAGAGAAUGCAAUCCCAAGUGGAUGCUCUGAAAUCCCUGACGGAAGAUUUGGAAUCCCGGAAUAGGCAGCUUGAGAAGGAACUUCACAUGACCCGGGAUAGGUUGACAGACAAUGAGCUCUGUGGGGAUAAAUUGCGAGAGGAAUUGAGGGGCUUUGAGUCUCGCUGUGGGCGUUUGCAGAAUAAUCUCGAGCGCUUCCAGCACGACCGGCUGCAAUUCCUCAAACACGUGGCGAAUGUUAUUGGUGUGCCGGAACCCUGUGAGACGCUAAUCAAGGAUAAGCUGAAGGAUAUUGUUGGGCACAAUCAGCAGCUUCAUGUGCAAGUUGAGAAUUUGCGGGAACAAAUCUCAAUGGAGGGUACGCGUCAUCGUGAAGCUGAGGAGACAACCACAUGCCGUCUGAGGGCAGAAGAGGCUCAGAGAUGUUCCAUUGAGGAACGCCUGGAGAAGGCUCACGCGGAUUUGCAAGCAAUGCGGGCGGAACACACCUGCCUAGCUGACUACCUGGUUCGUCUUGCCAGGGCUAUGUGCUGGAGUGAGUGCACAGAACCACCAGCUCAUGGGAAUGAUACCCACAUCAUGGCUGAGAGCCUCCUGGAGCGUGCUGAGAGAAAUGCAAUUUUCUUUGAGAAUCACGGUGGCUCGCACGGGGAUAAGCAUGCAUUUUGGGAUCAUCAUUCACACAAUCAUAAUCACUUGCCGAAGCUGAGACGUGAGAGAUCAUGCCACGAUAUUCCGCUGAAGGAAAGCUCAGUAAUUUAUACUCUCCAGCGCCGUGUCAGGGUUCUACGGGAGCAAGUUCAGCGAAGGGAUUUGCAUUUGGAAUUACUGAGGAGGAAGAUUGCCCUGCUGGAGGAUGGAGCCCGUGCAAAGGCAAUCCUGCAAACGGAACGAGAUGAAGCAAUCCAUCGUGCACGUAGAAGCACGAAGAAUGCUGAGAAGAAUUUCCAGCAACUCCUGGAAGUUAAAGCUCAACUGGCAGAGGUGAAAGCUCAACUUUCGGAAGCUGCAGACUUCAAGAUAACAGCCCUGGAGCGUUCACGGAAAAUUGAUGAGCUCCAGGCGCGUCUUCAUGAUCUCGAGAGUGAAAAGUGUAAGCUGCAGAAUCAGAUUUCAAACUACAAGACCCGCGCAAGGUCAGCAGUUGAGUCCUCAAAUGAGAGGCGCUGCCGGGAUGAGCAAGUAAUCACGAAUCUCCGUGAAGAGUUAACGAGAAUUAAAACAUCCCUUGCUGAUUGCAAUCAUCGCUUGCAGCAACUUCAAGCUUUCAGAAGCUCAGUGGCGAGGCUCAUGCACAUGAGAGAUUUGCCAGAAGCUGACCUCCUGCAGCGUCUUCAGACGCUCUGCAGUGCCCACCAGGAAUUUACUCUCCUUUCGCGACGAUAUGAGUCAGCAUCCCCCCUUCCUGACCACCCUUGUCCACGUUUCGAUCACGACAUUCUCCCUCCACCUGGCCACUGUCGCCCCAUCUCAAGCGCCAGUCCUCAUCAUCACAUUGGGCGAUUUGAUGAUUUCCACGAUGAGCAUUUUGAUGAUGAAUUCGACUUCGCCAAGAAAUAUUGAGGAAAAAGCGCGCGAAUGGAGGGUUUCAGUCUCAACUUGUAGCUGUUGAGGGGAUUCUUUUGGCGCGAAAAUGCUCUGCUCGGACUUUGGAGGUUUCUUAUAGCGCUUUAAUUUUUUUUCUAUGAAAUUAUGUAAAAUUCUGUGUUUAGUUCUAAAAGAAUUACAAAUAAAUCGACAAAAUAUUCAUCCCCAUAUUUAGGGGGUAUUCAAUUUAAAACUCCAUCCCAGAGAUUCUUGGUAGGAAUUUAAGUUUUUAAUUUAAAAAAUAAUGGAAUUGAACACUUUUUUUUGUAAUUAAUUUAAUAAAAAAAAUGUAAUUAUCAAUGGAAUAAAUUUUAAUUGAUUUAUUAUUCAUAACUGUUAAUAACUAAAUUU
Lutzomyia longipalpis is the source of this 2556-nucleotide messenger RNA. RefSeq names its product coiled-coil domain-containing protein 170. The transcript has 6 exons. The record is from RefSeq and is a predicted model, not a curated record. NCBI's taxonomy places the organism in Eukaryota, Metazoa, Arthropoda, Insecta, Diptera, Psychodidae. The coding region runs from base 40 to 2181 and encodes 713 amino acids.